AUGGUAAUCACAUUAAACGUCACAAGGGUGAAAAACUUUGUCAUCCUUGGAUUCCCUGGACUUUCUCCACAGUUCUAUGGACCAGUAUCAGCUGUCUUUUUUUUCUUCUACCUAACUAUUGUAGUAGGAAAUAUUUCCAUUUUAGCAAUUGUGUUUUCUGAAAAGACGCUCCAGAAACCUACAUAUCUUGUCUUCUGUCAUCUGGCACUGAAUGACUUUACAUUUGGCACAACUACGCUCCCAAAGAUCAUAUCAAAAUACUGGUUUGGAGAUGAUCUUAUUUCAUUUUACGGAUGUUUUAUACAAAUGUUCUUUAUUCAUUAUUUGGGUGCAGUGACGUCUUUUAUGCUAUCAGUAAUGGCUUUUGAUAGGUUCAUUGCAAUAUGUUUCCCACUUCAGUACCGUGUCCUGAUCACAAACAGCAUCAUAUCUGCACUCUGUGGUUUAGCUUGGUUAAUACCCGUGUCUUUUAUGUUGGUCAUAAUAAUACAAACCAUUAGUUUACCUUACUGUAGAUCAAAUGUUAUUGAGCAGUGCAUCUGUGACCACAUGUCUUUAAUAAACCAGGCGUGUGGAAACAAUGCUAAAAGUGUUCAAGUCACAACUUUUUCCCUGGCUAUGUUCUCUCUGUUGUUGCCUCUUGCGUUUAUCUUAUUUUCCUAUGUUUGUGUUAUUGUGGUGAUUAUGAAAAUGUCGAACACUGCAGGUCGCACAAGAGCCUUUUCAACCUGCUCUUCUCAAAUAUUCAUAACCUGUCUUUUCUAUCUGCCCAGGUGUUUUGUUUAUAUUGCUAAUACUUUUGGGAUUUCUUUGAGUUUAGAUUUCCGCAUUGUCAUAAUCCUGUUGUACAGUCUACUUCCUGCUGCAGUUAAUCCAAUUAUUUACUGUUUCAAGACUCAGGACAUCAAGAAGACUUUGGUCAGGAAACUGAAAACAACUAAAGUUGGAAUGGAGAUAAAAAUAUGGACCUUGUGAAUAUUACAAUGUGUGUAGGAAUUGUGACUGUACAGAAGUUAAUGUUCAAGAAUAAAUACUUGUUGUCACUUUAAUUGUUUUUGAUUGUCCUCAUUGUUUUACUGUG
This is a messenger RNA of Austrofundulus limnaeus, 1081 nucleotides long. Its product is annotated as olfactory receptor 2AT4-like. The transcript has a single exon. The record is from RefSeq and is a predicted model, not a curated record. Gene Ontology annotation, cellular component: membrane. NCBI's taxonomy places the organism in Eukaryota, Metazoa, Chordata, Actinopteri, Cyprinodontiformes, Rivulidae. Gene Ontology annotation, molecular function: G protein-coupled receptor activity; olfactory receptor activity. Gene Ontology annotation, biological process: G protein-coupled receptor signaling pathway. Bases 1 to 975 code for a protein of 324 amino acids.